This is a messenger RNA of Pipistrellus nathusii (Nathusius's pipistrelle), 1236 nucleotides long. The record is from the annotation of a GenBank genome assembly. NCBI's taxonomy places the organism in Eukaryota, Metazoa, Chordata, Mammalia, Chiroptera, Vespertilionidae.
AUGAAGAAGAAGCAGCAGCAGCAGCAGCAUCCCGGCGGCGGCGGCGGCGCGGAGCCCUGGCCCCGCGGGGCCCCCGCGGGGGGCGCCCCUCCCGGCCCGGGCGGCUGGAAGCGCCGGCUGCGCCAGCUCCCGCUCCUGCGCUUCUCCCUCCGGGACUACGGCUUCUGCAUGGCCACUCUGCUGGUCUUCUGCCUGGGCUCCCUCUUCUACCAGCUCGGCGGGGGGCCCCCGCGCUUCCUGCUCGACCUGCGGCAGUAUUUGGGAAAUUCCACUUACUUGGAUGACCAUGGACCACCUCCUAGUAAGGUGCUGCCCUUCCCAAGUCAGGUGGUGUAUAACAGAGUUGGCAAGUGUGGGAGUCGCACUGUGGUCUUGCUUCUGAGAAUUUUGUCGGAGAAGCACGGAUUUAAUUUAGUCACGUCGGACAUUCACAACAAAACCAGGCUUACUAAAAAUGAGCAAAUGGAACUGAUUAAAAAUAUAAGUACUGCCGAACAGCCCUAUUUAUUUACUCGACAUGUUCAUUUCCUCAACUUCUCAAGGUUUGGAGGAGACCAGCCUGUCUACAUCAACAUCAUCAGAGACCCCGUCAACCGGUUUCUGUCUAACUACUUCUUCCGGCGAUUCGGAGACUGGAGAGGGGAGCAGAAUCACAUGAUCCGCACGCCCAGCAUGCGGCAGGAGGAGCGCUACCUGGAUAUCAAUGAGUGCAUUCUCGAAAACUAUCCUGAGUGUUCCAACCCCCGGCUGUUUUACAUCAUCCCGUACUUCUGUGGACAGCAUCCCAGAUGCAGGGAGCCUGGUGAGUGGGCCCUGGAAAGAGCAAAACUGAACGUGAACGAAAACUUCCUGCUUGUGGGGAUCCUUGAAGAGCUGGAAGAUGUGCUGCUGUUACUGGAGAGAUUUUUACCUCAUUACUUCAAGGGUGUGCUCAGCAUCUACAAAGACCCAGAGCACAGGAAACUUGGCAACAUGACUGUGACCGUGAGAAAAACUGUCCCCUCGCCCGAGGCCGUGCAGAUUCUCUACCAGCGAAUGAGGUACGAGUACGAGUUCUACCACUACGUCAAGGAACAGUUCCAUCUGCUGAAGCGCAAAUUCGGACUGAAGUCGCAGGUCAGCAAGCCCCCUCUGAGACCCCAGUUCUUCAUCCCGUCUCCGCUGGAAACCGAGGAGCCCAUUGGUGACGAGGAGCAGGAUGACGAGAAGUGGCUCGAAGAUAUUUAUAAGAGGUGA